Theobroma cacao (cacao) is the source of this 1753-nucleotide messenger RNA. RefSeq lists its product as uncharacterized. NCBI's taxonomy places the organism in Eukaryota, Viridiplantae, Streptophyta, Magnoliopsida, Malvales, Malvaceae. The record is from RefSeq and is a predicted model, not a curated record.
CAUUGACAAUGUCGAAAUCAGAAGCAUAUUUAUUAAACCACAACAUUUUAAUGAAUCAAAGAUCUAUUAUAGGUCUCAAGUGGGUGGGGUAACAUCAAUAAACACCAGUUUUUUCCAUCCCAGACACGUUCAAACAACAGGAGCUUAUCCUUCUGAGUCAUUCCUUGUUUCAGAAGACAAUGGCUUCUUUCUCAGUAGAAGAUUUUGUUGGCAAUGGGGUUCUGAAGGAAUUGCUUCCAAAAUUAUUGGAAGAAGGUUGGGAUGACGUCCCAACCUUAAAGAUCAUGAACUCAGAGGACAUGGAUGCAAUCAACAUGUCACAACAUCAAAAGGAUGCUCUGGAAAUCAGAACAUACCUUCAUGAUCGUGCACUGGUCCAAUAUGGAGAUAGGCUAGAGGCCUCCAGGAAAAUCCUGCCUGAGCUCCUUAACAUAAGCACUGAGGAUCUAUCUUCACAGUUUGGCAUGAAGAGGGGGCACAUCGCACGCUUCACGGAUAGAACCAAUCCAUGUGCAGAUCCUCUGCCCAAAUCAUAUGGCCUCACUGCAAGUAAAGUCACUGGUACACCAUCUAGAAAUAAUAGCAUCUACAAGCAUUUCGCAACUGUCAAUUCCAAUAAGAUGCAAAAUACAGCAAAAUCGUUCGGCAGGAGCAGCACAAACAAUGAGAGGUCGCUGGGAGAAUCACUCGCUGAUUUCAAAAUUAAAGAUGGAUACAUCUUUAAAGGGAUUGUUGCUGCAGGACCAGCUGAGCCUCGAGCCUGUGGUUGUGUACAACCUCCUCCUGUGGUUGAUAAUGUUGCGCCUUACUCUGCUAUUGGAAACAUAUCAGUUCAGAAAUUAACUCCUGCAUAUAAGAUUGGGAUGGAGCGUUUGGUGAAGUCUAAGACUCCACCAAUGAAAGCUUCAGAAUUAUGGCGGGAUAAGCCAGCUGUACUCCUCUGCAUUCGACGACCUGGGUGCAUCAUGUGCAGAGCUGAAGCUCACCAGUUCUAUGCCAAAAAGCCAAUAUUUGAUGCACUAGGAGUGCAAAUAUUUGCAGUUCUUCAUGAGCAUAUAGAAUCAGAGGUAAAAGACUUCUGGCCCCGCUAUUGGGGUGGGGUUGUAAUUUUGGAUCGUUCUAUGGGAUUUUUCAAAGCUCUUGGAGGUGGGAAAUUACUCAAGGAUAAGUUCCUAUCAGGAUUUGUAUUCAACCCUCGGGCUAUUGCAAAUUACAAACGUGCAAAAGCUAUGGGAAUAAAGCAAAACUUUAAAGGAGAAGGUGAAAUCAAGGGUGGGCUUUUUAUAGUUGGCCGAGGAGGAACUGGCAUUGCUUACCAAUUUAUUGAGAGGAAUUUUGGGGAUUGGGCUCCUGUAGCUGAAGUUAUCGAGAUCUGUACUCGAUUGCAGAACCAAGAGCUAGAUCAAGGAGCUUCUAGCAAAUCCCCUCAAGAAUACGAGUGAAGUGGUUUCUUGAAUUCAUCAUACAAUAAACUCUCUAUCCUUAUCAGCAUAAACGAAGUCUAAUAAUCUCAGUCUUUAACAUCACUUGUAAUAACCUCUAUGGCUUGUAUUAGUAUGAAAUUUAGCAAACCACUUUUUUAAAUUUUAAACAUAAUAUAGGUUACAUAUGAGAAAUGAUGCCCAUGUGGAUAUAAUUUGGCUUCACUGGAUUGUAAUACCUUCUAUGGCUUGUAUCAGAAGAAAUUUUGCAACAGCAAAUACCAUUCAAAAUAAAAUGAAAUUAAGCAGUACACAGGAAUUUAGUGAGAUAA